GGUCACACCUUGUCAUUGAGAAAAUAAUCAGCCAGCCCAAACCGAAGUAAGCGAACGGAUUCCAUUGUCAACUCAACUGGCUUAAGUGCUGUUAAAAGGCGUAGUUGGGAUAGAAAACAGGAGCGCAGCUAGUUAAGAAACAGUUUCCCCCGUAUUAACGCUCAUCCACAUAGUCACCAUGAAGGCCACUUGCCAUCUCGUGCGGGUCCUGCAUUUCUACACCCUGGACCAGGGUAAAAUAAUACCCAAGGAGCUGAAGGACUAUCUGCAGUAUGUGGCCAUAACCGGGGACAACAUCUUCACGUGGUCUAGUCUGAAGUAUCUGUUCCACCAGAUGCUCCGCAAUGCGCUCGUAAACUUCAACGGAGACUGUCCGCCGGCGGAGAUCCCCCCCUGCCCACAAAAUGGGCCAUUCAACUAUGAGAGAAUGAAGAAUUUGCUGCAGCAGCGCAUUGAUUACUUCGAUGUCACUCCUCACAACAUACAGCGUUUUUGCGAACUGCUGCUCGAGCCACGCAAGAAUUACUCGCGCGUCGACAAGUAUAUGCGAGCUGUGGAGAAGUCCCUUUGGGGGUACCACGAAACGGAUCCGGAGCCGAAGCGCAUAGAGAUCGACGUUCUCGAUCCGACGAGAUGGAACCACCUUGAGAAGGACCUUGAGAAGUUGAGCAAAUCAAACGCCGAGGAGGACUCAGCGCCUAGCUGCAGUUCGCAGGGUGGUGCUCAGAAAACUAGCCAUCCGCAGUCGGACGCCAAUGAACAGCCCAAGGCAAAGAAGAUCAAGAAGUCCAAGAAGGUCAAGAAGGAUAAGAAGGAAAAUAAGGACAAGGAUAAGGACAAGAAGGACAAGGACAAGAAGGAAAAGGACAAGAAAGCCAUGGACAAGAAUUUAAAGGACAAGAAGGAAAAGGACAAGAAAGACAUGGACAAGAAUUUAAAGGACAAGAAGGACAUGGACAAGAAUUUCAAGGACAAGAAAGACAUGGACAAGAAUUUAAAGGACAAGAAGGACAUGGACAAGAAUUUCAAGGGCAAGAAGGACAAGGACAAGAAGGAUAAGGACAAGAAUUUAAAGGACAAGAAGGACAUGAACAAGAAUUUCAAGGACAAGAAGGAUAAGGACAAGAACUUCAAGGAAAAGAACAAGAUUUGCAAGGACAAGAUUUUAAAGGACAAGACUUACAAGGACAAGAAGGACAAGAAGAAAGGGGAGAAGCCCAGCAGUAGUUGCCUCUAUGGUGAUAUUUUAUAAGGGGUUACAUAAUGUUUCUUGUACAAAAAUAGCAAAAUUAUAAAUAUUCCCUCAGAGCUUAUUGUGGCCCUUUAUCUUUUAGAGCAGAAAAACCGGAUUCAGAAAAUAACGAUCCCUAUCAA
This is a messenger RNA of Drosophila subpulchrella, 1374 nucleotides long. Its product is annotated as serine/threonine-protein phosphatase 4 regulatory subunit 2-like. Bases 179 to 1252 code for a protein of 357 amino acids. The transcript is spliced from 4 exons. Gene Ontology annotation, cellular component: protein phosphatase 4 complex; nucleus; cytoplasm. NCBI's taxonomy places the organism in Eukaryota, Metazoa, Arthropoda, Insecta, Diptera, Drosophilidae. Gene Ontology annotation, molecular function: protein phosphatase regulator activity. Gene Ontology annotation, biological process: protein dephosphorylation. The record is from RefSeq and is a predicted model, not a curated record.